Molecule: messenger RNA, 384 nt
Organism: Closterium sp. NIES-65
Lineage: Eukaryota; Viridiplantae; Streptophyta; Zygnematophyceae; Desmidiales; Closteriaceae
Source: the annotation of a GenBank genome assembly
AUGGACGGCACCCCUGCGCCAGUGCAGUGGCUGGAGCACCUGGAGGUGCUGCUGGUGGUGGCGGGGUUGCAGCAGGGCCUGUUGCUGUGCCGCGUACUGCAGGGCUCCGAGGCUGCUCUGGAGCCCCAGGAGUUUGACGACACAGGCGUGCUCAAUGAGGAGCGGUUGGGUGCAGCAGGGGAAGCGGCAGGAGCUAUAGCCGGGGGCGGGGGAGGAAGUGCGGGGGAGAAGUGGCCGGAGAGAGUUGGGGGAGGGGCGUCAGCGGAGGAGCAGGGGGGCACGGGGGGGGAGAGGACAGUGGCGCGGGACAUGUGGAUGACGUUUGGGGAGGAGUUCAAGAUGCUGCCCCGGCAGGGCAUGGACAGCAGCAUGUGGAACUCGUGA